Penicillium malachiteum is the source of this 1047-nucleotide messenger RNA. RefSeq names its product S1/P1 nuclease. Bases 1 to 1047 code for a protein of 348 amino acids. Gene Ontology annotation, molecular function: endonuclease activity; nucleic acid binding. NCBI's taxonomy places the organism in Eukaryota, Fungi, Ascomycota, Eurotiomycetes, Eurotiales, Aspergillaceae. The record is from RefSeq and is a predicted model, not a curated record. Gene Ontology annotation, biological process: DNA catabolic process. The transcript is spliced from 2 exons.
AUGGCGCCGGUCUUCAAUAUUGUUUUGUUCUCUCUAGCUUUGACCAAGGGAGUGGCCGCGUGGGGCUCACUUGGUCAUGCAACUGUCGCGUAUGUCGCACAGAAUUACCUCACUUCUGACACCGCCGCAUGGGCCCAAGGAGUCCUCAAUGAUACGACGAGCUCAUACCUCGCGAAUAUCGCCUCCUGGGCAGAUCAGUACCGCGCCACCACCGCUGGGAAAUGGUCCGCACCCUUCCACUUCAUCGACGCAGAAGAUGACCCACCAACCACCUGCGAUGUGGAUUAUGAUCGUGACUGUGGAGACUCCGGUUGUUCCAUCUCUGCGAUAUUAAACUACACGCAGCGCGUCAGUGAUGGGCGACUAACCGCCGAUCACACAGAAGAGGCACUGAAGUUCCUUGUACACAUCAUCGGUGACCUGACACAGCCGCUACAUGAUGAGGCUUACGAGGUCGGUGGAAAUGAUAUUGCGGUAACAUUUAAUGGCUACAGUGAUAACCUGCAUUCGGACUGGGAUACAUAUAUGCCUGAGCAGUUGAUUGGAGGUUACUCGCUUUCUGAUGCGCAGUCCUGGGCUGAUACCUUGGUUGGGGAUAUUACCUCAGGCAUUUACCAAUCCGUGGCCGCGAGCUGGAUUGACGGUGAUACAACCAGUGAUCCUGUGACAACUGCCACGCGAUGGGCCUCGGAUGCGAAUGCAUUUGUUUGUACUGUGGUCAUGCCGAAUGGCAGUGCAGCAUUGCAGACAGGAGAUCUCUAUCCGGAUUAUUACAAUUCUGUGAUUGGCACUAUUGAAUUGCAGAUUGCUAAGGGAGGUUAUCGAUUGGGCAAUUGGCUGAACUUGAUUUAUACCUCCGGUAUUGCUAAGCGUGAGUUGAACGCCGAGGACCAAUUACAGAACCCCGAUACGAAUACAGUACCUCAGCCUGACCUGCUUGAUCGCGAGAUCCCUUCUGCGCCGCAUUCGUUGAGCCGAGCUCAGCUGGCGAGAGAGGCUAUGGGAGGAUCUUGUUGCACCUCGGGCAAGCGAGAGUACGCGCAUUGA